This is a messenger RNA of Nyctereutes procyonoides (raccoon dog), 4123 nucleotides long. It is a transcript of the gene CERK, whose product is annotated as ceramide kinase. The transcript is spliced from 13 exons. The record is from RefSeq and is a predicted model, not a curated record. Bases 387 to 1769 code for a protein of 460 amino acids. Lineage: Eukaryota; Metazoa; Chordata; Mammalia; Carnivora; Canidae. Gene Ontology annotation, molecular function: kinase activity.
UGGCCGCGGCUGGCCCCAGGCCGAGGAAGGCGAUGCCAUUUGCUCCUGGGGAGGAGCGGGGAGGACUCCGGAGGGCGGCGCCGGCCGCGGGGAGAGGGGAGCAGCCCGGGCCUGGCGCGCGUGGGUGUGCGCCGCUUCGUUCAUUCGCCUUGUGCGAGUCUUUAUAGGCGGCCUGUUGGGAGGCGGCGGUGGCACGGCGCCUGCCACGGUGGAUGCUUCUCCCUGGAAGGCAGGCACAGGGGCGCUUGUGGGUCUGAGGAGGACACCGCGGCGGGUGGAGCCGAAAGCCCCACUUAGAUGCCUGCUCGGUGCCUAUCUCGGAGAUUAUCACCGUGGAAGAGACGGACACUCGUGGGAAGCACUACGGCAGCGGGAAAUGGCAAAAGAUGGAGAAGCCCUUCGCUUUCACAGUGCACUGUGUGAAGAGAGCCCGACGCCACCGCUGGAAGUGGGCGCAGGUGACCUUCUGCUGUGCUGAGGAGCCGCUGUGUCACCUGUGGCUGCAGACCCUGCAGGAGCUGCUGGACAAGCUCACAUCAAGACCAAAGCAUCUACUGGUGUUUAUUAACCCAUUUGGCGGGAAAGGACAAGGCAAGCGGAUAUAUGAGAGGAAAGUGGCCCCGUUGUUUACGCUAGCCUCCAUCACCACCGAAAUAAUCGUUACUGAACGUGCGAAUCAGGCCAAGGAGAGUCUGUAUGAGAUCAACAUAGACAAAUACGAUGGAAUCGUCUGCGUCGGUGGAGACGGCAUGUUCAGCGAGAUCCUGCACGGCCUGAUCGGCAGGACGCAGAGGAACGCCGGCGUGGACCAGAACCAGCCCAGGGCAGCGCUGGUGCCCAGCCCGCUCAGGAUCGGCAUCAUCCCCGCAGGGUCAACAGACUGUGUGUGUUUUUCCACUGUUGGCACAAACGAUGCAGAAACGUCGGCUUUGCACAUCAUCGUGGGGGACUCGCUGCCCAUGGACGUGUCCUCCGUUCAUCACAACAGCACGCUGCUCCGGUACUCUGUGUCCCUCCUGGGGUACGGCUUCUACGGGGACAUCAUCAAGGACAGCGAGAAGAAGCGGUGGAUGGGGCUCAUCAGAUACGACUUCUCAGGUUUGAAGACCUUCCUCUCGCAUCACUGCUACGAAGGGACGGUGUCUUUCCUGCCAGCACGACACACAGUGGGGUCUCCCAGGGACAGGAAACCCUGCCGGGCGGGGUGCUUUGUGUGCCGGCAAAGCAAGCAGCAGCUGGAGGAGGAGCAGAAGAGGUCGCUGUACGGCUUAGAGAACACAGAGGAGGUGGAAGAGUGGAAGGUGGUCUGCGGGAAGUUCCUGGCCAUCAACGCCACCAACAUGUGCUGUGCUUGUCCGCGGAGCCCCUGGGGCCUCUCCCCUGCCGCCCACCUGGGGGACGGGUCUUCCGACCUCAUCCUUAUCCGGAAAUGCUCACGGUUCAACUUUCUGAGGUUCCUCGUCAGGCACACCAACCAGUAUGACCAGUUUGACUUUGCUUUUGUCGAAGUUUACCGAGUCAAGAAAUUCCAGUUUACGUCGAGCCACGUGGAGGAGGAGGACAGCGACCUCAAGGAGCGAGGGAAGAAGCGGUUCGGGCAGAUGUGCAGCGAGCACCCGUCCUGCUGCUGCUCCGUCUCCAACAGCUCAUGGAACUGCGACGGGGAGAUCCUGAGUAGCUCCUCCAUCGAGGUCAGGGUCCACUGCCAGCUGGUUCGCCUCUUUGCUCGCGGAAUCGAGGAGAAUCCUAAGGAGGAAUUGGACAGCUGAGCCGCCAUCACGCAUCGCCUGCCUUGCUAUGCUUGGGAAGUGUGAACAUUAUUUAAAGAAAUUCCUGCAGACCGAUUACGUUGAUAUAUACAUUGAAAUUUAGAAAUUUAUUUUUGAUAGUUAGAUCUUGGUUUUAGAAAAAAUACCUUUGUCAGCAAUUUCGUGAACAUACCAGGCAUUUUCAGUUCUCUGUGAGCCUGUGGGGUGCGUUUCCCAUCACUUACUCUCAGCAAACAUCACUUGUCAGUUUGGGGGCGCUGGCUUCUUAGGUUGUCUCCAUGGCAGCAGCACAGAUCUUUAAGGGGCCCAGCAGUGGCUCUGUCGCGGUAACCUUGGGGAAGGUGGAUGUGAGGUCACACCAUCUGGACGUGAGGUCUCUCCCGGCUCGUUGAUCCGCUUUACAAGAUGUCCUGGAGUUGUUUGGGAUCAGGGUUUGGAAAGUAGCACAUUGCCUUCGUUUCGCCUUGUGCUUGGGACACUUGCUGGAGCCUGUGUGUUGGGGCAGUUCCAGCGCGGUGUCCCCUGCGUCAGAACCUGGGGCGCAGACCGUUUGAGUGAGAAGGACGUGGACAGGACUGACACUUUUAUCUUUAGGCUCCCAGCCCGGGCUCCCACUGUGGUUGUGCUCCUGGGACAAUCCAGCCGCAGCGAGAACAAUCAUGAGCGCUGGACACAGCAUCCAUUUAAAACGUAUUUAUUCAUGAGACACAGAGAGAGAGAGAGAGAGGCAGAGACACAGGCAGAGGGAGACGCAGGCUCCAUGCAGGGAGCCCGACGUGGGACUCGUCACCCGGGGUGCCCUCCGUUUGAAACUUAGAAAAGUGAUGCUUUGUCGCGACACAGAGUGGGUAACAGGUGGGCUCUGGGGGGCGUGACAGGAGCUGGUGUGCAAGAAGUACGAAUUCACCGUGUGGGUUCCGUGUUCACCUCAACCCGAGCGCCCUGGCCCUGCUGGGGGGACCCCGAGUUCCCGGGCUGCUCCGGCGUGGGCCCCAGGUUCUACGUACGUGGUCCAGACCUGUGCUUCUCUUCACACUUAAUUCUCUGUAUCUGUUGAAAAUGUCCUUUUACACCAGAAGAGCAUACGUGGGGUCUCCACGGUUAGCGCUGUAGACUUGGUUUCUGCUGCAGCGCUGGAGCCGCAGAGGCUGGGGGUUCCUGGAGGCGGGCCCCGCUGUGGCCUUGUUUCCUUUGUAUUCACGCUUAGGUACCUGGGAGAUGCAUCUAAGAUAGCUUUAUUAGAGGUGCAAGCUGCGGCCCGAACUCUGUCCGCGACGAGAGAGGAAGCCUGUUACAGAAGGCGACCGACGCGCGUCGUGCCCAUAGGAGCUUGACGUUACGCAGACGUGGCUAGUCAGGGUAGCGCCAACCGAUGUAUAUUUUUAGAAUUCGCGUGCAGUGUUUAUAUUUUGAAGUAUACAUGAAAUUUCCUAUUUUAUCACUUAGUCCCAUCCGGGUCAGACAAGAGGGCAGCUUUGACAGUGGGUUUUUUGUUUUUUUUAAGGGGCCACAUUUCCGAGGAAUUAAUUGGACACGUGGGUUUACUCCGUCUUGGGUGGGUAGGAAGGGUGGUGUGGAAAGUCAGUGCGCUGGCUGUUUCUGACUCAUUGCUUGCUGCCGGUUGGAAGAAACCAAAGAAGCAGGGGCGGCAGUGCUGUGCGGGGGCAGAGGCCGCACGGCAGGCCCGAGGGUGCCGCCCAGCCCCGCGCCCCGGGGAGUGCUCCUUCACAGGGCUUCCCCCAAACAGCCCUGGUCCGUCCUAAACUCCACUGCCAACUGUGGAGGAGCCCGCCAGCCCCGGUGAGCAUUUUCCGGUCCCCAAGGAAGCCAGCCACGCCACGGGCUUUGUGGACGGCUGCCGCAGGCUCUGGGCCGUUCUCGGGGUGCGCCUGAUGGUCUCAGCAGCCCCAAGGGUCCUCAGUGAUCUGCACACAGGACGGGAGGAUCUUUCCGACGUUCCCACACAGGCGAGGGGCUCCGGCCUCCAGGAAGGCCCCAGACACCUGGACUCCAAGGUCUUGGAAGGAAAUCGGAACGGAUGGCUGGUUGGUGAAAACUUAGGAUCAUCCAGAAGACUUAGUCUGCGUUUUGACUUUGUGACUCAUUAGUGCAGAAACCCUACGGCGGCCGUUACGCUUUGACCCUGUUCUGGCUUAUUGUCAUCACCACGCAGGCACCUGCGCGGCACCUGCUGCUCAGUGGGCAGGUGUGACUGUUCUGGUCAAUCCUGUGUAACGGGCAAGUGUGGGCUGAAGGGGGGCUUCGUGUCCUAAUCUUGCUGGUUUCAAGAUGGGAAGAUGGCAUAUUUGCUCCGAUAUGUUUGAGAAGACAAAAAUAAAGUUACUUUGGGCGGA